AUGUCAGAACAAGCCGCGGACGACGGAAUAACGCAUGACAGCUGGAGUGUCAGUAACGAGAUACAUCAUGGGGCAAAGUCCUUGGAGUCAGAGUCAGAGGCAGAGCCAAUCUGUAGGAGGAGAUCAGUUUCGCGCCCUCGCCUACCUUUCCUAGGUACAUACGCAAUCUCUUCGGUUCCUCAUCCGCAUCUUUUCCGUCCCCUUUCGACGACUCAAUCUCCACGACUUGAACCUUUCGUGCCUUUCGAAGACACUCUACUUGACGGAUUCGACAUCGAAGCUCUGGACUUAAAUUUGUUCUAUUCAAUCGACGGUUCCACGGAUUACCAGGAUGAUGUUUUUCUUGAUGUGAUCACCUCAAUUCCAGAGUCACAAAUUGUUGAAUCACAAUCGCAACCAAAUGUUCCGGACGAAGCCGAAGUCCUAGUCUCGGAGGCUCCUGAUGAACUAGAGAUCCGGUCAUCUCGAUCUGUUGCUCAUUCUUCGCUCACACAACAUGAUAUUAGUGUUGACUGGACCUCUAUCUACAAGGGCUAUUGGGGCAACAACUGCUUAUCGGCAUUGCAUCCCGUCUUCCACAAGAUCACAGAUCUCAUAUCACAAGUCCCGGUGCUCGAGGACGCCAUUGUUGCUUUGGCGGCUUGUAAUCUCAGCCGUUCUUCGCCAAAGCCGAAAUCUCCUGGAGUUGCCGGCAAUGUAUCAUAUCAACCUCAUCCAGAGCAUUGGGCUUCGAGUCAGCAACACUAUCGCUCGGCCUUGACGGCAACUCGACACAUGACCGAAGCAGUGACUCAGGGUAUGGAUCCACAAAUUACCAUGACUAUACUAGUGUUGUUUUCGUGCUUGGAAUCAUCCAUAGGCAAUUUUCUGCGAUUUCACAAUCAUUCCAGAGGUAUAGCAAAUCUUAUACGGAGACUCUCGACCGGCCUCGAUCCCACAUCAUCCAUGACGGAUAUUCUAGCUGCAUGGAUGCAAACAAGAUACCACAGCUGGUGGAUUCGACUGUACUUCAGCACAUUCACUUUCCAGCUAGAGCAGUCUUCGCUAUCGGCUCCGGAAUCCCUGGAAGACAAUAUAGAAUCAAACAGCGUGCGGAGGGCAAUGAUAUUAUCUAUCCUCUGCGAGUCUCACCGUCUUCACCAAAAGAUGUUACUCGGCACAUUUCUUCUUGCCUCGGAUCAAACGACCAUCAACCUUGAUAGUACAGACCAGCGGUAUAAAGCCGGCAUGUAUCGAGAGUUACUAACACUUCAAGCCGAGAAAUUGAUCAUUUGGGAACAAAACCUACCACUCGCAGACUUGCCAGCGAGUCUAGAAGGCGAAGUACAGUACCUUUUCCCUGAAGGCUUACUCGUAACUCCGUUACAGUUCUCGUCGCACAAUGCUGCGAUGAACUAUGCCUAUUUUAUUUCAGCUCGGCUCAUGCAAGAUGCGCCAAUAGAUCUGAGCGGCGAGCACAUCACAGAUUCCGACCAUUGGGUUUUCUUAUUACUCAGGAUCACGGCUGGCAUCGACCGGCAGACUUGCCUCCGUGACAACACUUAUACUAUCGGAUUGUCGAGUUUGCUAUUAGCGGCUCUGUUGCACACUUGCAGUCUAGACAUUGGUAUUUGGAUCGAGGACUGGCUGCAAGGCUUUCAGAAAAACGCUCAAAAUCCUGCCCUUGAGGAGGGCAGCUUUCCGCUGGCACAAAUCACCACUGUCGUUUCGGUCAUCAACCAACAGAGACGCCUCGGUCGAAACGUAUUUGCCGUCUCUCAAGCUGAAGACGAUGGAGGUGGUAAUGGUAAAGUUGAUUCUUAUGACAGCCAAGAUAUCAAGGUUGUAUGGUUGCAUGGCAGGGAAAGAGCGACUGGUGCGCGUUUUCAAGAGCCUGUCCGCUUCGGAGCAUGA
Molecule: messenger RNA, 1893 nt
Organism: Aureobasidium pullulans EXF-150
Lineage: Eukaryota; Fungi; Ascomycota; Dothideomycetes; Dothideales; Saccotheciaceae
Exons: 1
Coding region: 1-1893 (630 amino acids)
Source: RefSeq, a predicted model, not a curated record